This is a messenger RNA of Uranotaenia lowii, 2231 nucleotides long. RefSeq names its product kinesin-like protein KIF22. Lineage: Eukaryota; Metazoa; Arthropoda; Insecta; Diptera; Culicidae. The record is from RefSeq and is a predicted model, not a curated record. Bases 1 to 1701 code for a protein of 566 amino acids. The transcript is spliced from 5 exons.
AUGGAUUAUUUACAACAUAUGAGAAACGCAAAGGAACGCGCUCGUACACCUGCCAAGACGUACGUACCAGGUUCAGUGUUGAAAUCUCGUAACCUGAAUGCCAAAACGCCCAAAUCGGCAAAACGUCCACACGGGGCCGGUGGUGGUUCUUCAGUGAAGAAAGUUCACGGCAACACUUUCUGCACCCCAAGUAAGAUUCGAAAGUUGGACUAUGGAAAGCUUAACUCUACGGUGGCACCAGUACCGGUUAAAAAGCCUGCCCAAGAGUUCCAGAUCCCCGCACCACCGCCUGGUGUCGUUGUGGUCCCACCGACUAAGGCCGCGCUCCAGAAUGCCGAACGACAGAUGGCUGCCAUGAUGCCACCCCCACCCCCGGCAGCCUUCCCAAGGUUCAGCGACAUGAUGGAGAAAGACUUCGAAUGCAUCCCGGCCGAUUCACGGUCCUCCAUCUUCAGCCUCAAUUUGUCCAGCUCGACUUCGGUUGAUCAACCCGUUGCUUGCUCCUCGUCUGUGGCAACUACGAGCACGACCUCUCAAAACAGCAGUUUCAGCCCCAUUGUUAAAAAGUGUAUGGAAACAUUCGAGGCCACCAUCGAACAGAAGCUGGCACAAAUGUUCGAAAAAAUGCAAAACAUCCAACAACCGGCGGUGCCGGCCCGAGCAAUACCUUCGAUUAGCGUUAUUCCGGCUACACCGGCAGCAUCCGACGCUUACUCUCAACCGGACAGCAGUGACCAAGUGAAACCUGUGGCCAUCGAAGGUGCGCCUGCCAUCCCCUGGGACAUAAUCCGCCGGGAGAUACAAGAAGCGAUCCGCUGCGAAAUGUCGACCAUCAACGAUUCCCAGGUGCCAAAAUUUGAAAGCACACCACGUCAAAUGACGCAGUCGCAGAGAAAAGCACCCGUCGGAACCGGGAUUCGUAAUCCGGCCCUGCAACGUCUGAAGGACCAGGCGAAGGCUUCGGCAGCCAACGAUUCCGUCGACGAGCUAGAUGGUACUGUGGUGAUGAACACAAAAACGCCUCGCCGUUGGGAAGUUAUAAACGUUGAUAGCGACGAGGAGGAAGCCGACGAAAGUGGUGUGGUAGUGCGUCGCAGAGUUUCGAAAAGGUUGUCUGGCUCUCGUCGAGCUUUCGACGGUAUCGAUCCAAACGCAAGCCUUAUACAUCCGGCAGUCGCCAAAUCCAGCAAACCCACCACUAUCGACGAGAGCUACCUGUGGGAAGUAAACGAUGGUCAGGUUCGACGUCGUAGCACCCGCAUUUCAAUGCGUAAAAGCAUGGGCGGUGGACACAAACACAAGAAAGGCUGCUGCCCUUCAACCAAGAAGAAGCCUCGCUUCGAAACCCUCGCAGAGGAGGACGAAAAGGAAAAUGCCGAACCGGUCAUGAGAAGAAAAGCCGUUACAAUGACCAUCAGCAACAAGGUGAUUGCCAGCUACUUCCAAACUCCGAGCGCUGCUGGCAGUAAAAAGGGUGCCAAGAAGGUUGCCUCCGAACACGGAAAGGCAGUGUUAGAUCUCGUAAACCGAGGCACGAUCAAAGAGGUGCAAAUUCUUCCCACCGUUGGACUCAAAAUGUCAUAUCAAAUUGUCACUCAUCGCACAAUCAAUGGUAAAUUCAAGAAAAUCGAAGACUUGUCGAAGCUGUUUGCUGGUGGCAAAAAGUGGACUAAGUUUCUUGAGGCGAAUUACCUUUCAUAGAGCUGCUGUUUUGACUCGACUGACUGGCACAUUCAACAGAAAAUUUCUCAAUGAGCUGCAACGGCUGUUAUCCAAGGUCGUAAGUUUAUUUUAUUUUGUACUUUUCUUUUUUUAAAGAUUCCUUCACUUGAUAAGAACAUUUGUCGACAUUUUUCAUCUUCCCAUCAUUUAAAUGUAAGAGAGACUACAAGUAACAAAAUACCAUUUAUAUAUUCGCUGUAUUCGUCAGAUUGAUUUAAAACGUGAAUAUAAGAUUUCGAACGCCUGAUUUUUGAGCAGGGUUUGAAAUUAAACGAUGUAUUAUCUACUACUGGCAUGUGAACUCAUCUUGUAAUAGAUCACAGAAGAUCUGUCAAAAUUCCUCGUUUUUAAACCACCGGCAGAUGAAAACCCCAUUUUUAAACUAAAAAAUCGAGGUAUACCAUUUGUAUAGAAAACGUUUCAACACGCACAUUUGAACAAAAGUGAAUUUUAAGUUCGUGUAAUAAAACGGUAGAGAUAUUCUGUGAAAUGUACUGUAAUGCUUAUGC